GAAGUGAGCCCAAAACCAAACAAAUGUUACGAAACUACCAAGUAAAUCCCCCAAACUAUACUAAAGUCUUGUACUGAAAGCGAAAUGCGACUCCGUCUCGUUGAAAACCACACAAACAAACAAACAAUUUCUUGGAAAAAUAAGCCUAAACUAAUUGUACCCACAAAUAACGUCUUUCAAUACCAUCGAUCCAUCCAUUCAUACACAAAUUCUUCACCUUGCUUUAGACUAUUCCAAAACCCCUUUAUAGCUUUCUUUCUCUGUUAUGGUAUGGUAAGGUAUGAUUCUUGCUCUGUUCUCUUGCUGCAAAAAUGGGAGACUUCUUUUAUCACAGAAAACUCCUUCGCAUUUUGAAAAGAGAUUCUGAUGAGUGCGAUGAAUCUGCUUGUGAUAAACAACUGUGUAUUGCUCGUAGUUGUGAGUAUGACUCUGAUUCUCCGAAAUUGCUUCUACCACCACCACCACCACCAAUUCAGACCCAUCUAGAUAUAGUUCAAAAACGUAUGGUUAUGGUUAGUUGUGUGGUUGCUGGUGUUUUUCUUAUGUGUUUCGCUUUCGUGGCUCUGAAGAGGUAUUUCAAGAGGCGUAACGAGUCCAGAGAGAGGAUGGCACCGAUUCUAUUCGAAACCCAACAAGACUUUAUUGAUGGGGAUCAAGGGCCUAUGCUUGAUCAUCCCAUCUGGUAUAUCAACACCGUUGGUUUGCCUCAGUCUGUUAUUGAUUCCAUCACUGUCUGCAAGUAUAAAAAAGAUGAUGGGUUAAUAGAAGGAACAGAUUGCUCUGUUUGCUUAAGUGAGUUUGAAGAAGACGAAACUCUGCGGCUCUUGCCCAAGUGUAGUCAUGCUUUUCAUGUUAGCUGUAUAGAUACCUGGUUGAGAUCGCAUAAAAACUGCCCACUUUGUCGCGCACCAAUUGUUUGUGGAAAUGUCCCUGUUAAUCCAGUAAGUGAUUCGGAUCCUAAUUUGAAUGAUUCGAACCCUACAGAAGAAACCCAGAUGGAGAAUUCUGAGAAUCCUGAUGGAAAUCUUCAGGUGGAUGAAGAAGGUGAAUCUAGUGAGGUUAGAUUGGAAGAUGAAACCAAUAAUGAAAAUGGAGUGAAGGGUUUGUCGAAUUCCGUUGUGAGGAGCUGUGAUUCUCGUGUUUUAAGUGAUUUGGCUAUCAAACGACAAGUCGUUUGUGAAGAAAUAGAGCCAAUGAGGAGGUCAGUUUCAAUGGAUGCAUCUUCAGCCGUGGCAGUAUAUCGUGCUGUGGCUAAUGUAGUUUCUGAUCAUGGAGGCUCAAAUUCACAGUUAGCAGUACCAGUGAGAAAUUCCAGUUUGGCAAUUGUAUCGAAACGGGUGAGUCAAAAUUUAAGCUUGUAUAAACUAAUGAGAAGUUCUUCAAUUGGGUUUUCUUUGCAGAAAGGACCCAUUUCAAUGAAAAGGUCUAGUUCAUCUAGCAGGAACCUUUCUUUAUCUAAACAUGGCAGGAGUCAGAGCUCAAUCCUACCAUCUUAGAACAUAUACCUAAAGUUUGAAGUGAGACACUUAAAUUAAGAUGUCUAUACUACAAUUGUGCCCAAACAAGCAUGGUUAUAAUCAAAUUAUAUUAUGAAUAUACUGUAAGCUGCUUUCUGCUCUAGCUAAUCUGAAUGAAGCAUCUUCUAUUGUGAUCAAUGUUUUUUUACUCAGAAAACAGUAAUUUUGAUGCUUGAAACUCGACUUGUCAAGUUGACAUGAUAAAUUGCAUCCUGCAAUUAGUUUUUUCAUGUCAACAUUGCUUGUAGUCCUGAAUGAAAGCAUAUAUGCCUUUAAAUCUUCAUGAGAACAUAUAUAUUUGUAUGGAAGAUACCUUUUCCUUUUAAUAUUGCUGAUAUUUCUCAGCGAAAUGGUGCUUAUUAGA
Cannabis sativa is the source of this 1881-nucleotide messenger RNA. Its product is annotated as RING-H2 finger protein ATL54. Bases 312 to 1496 code for a protein of 394 amino acids. The record is from RefSeq and is a predicted model, not a curated record. Gene Ontology annotation, biological process: protein ubiquitination. The transcript has a single exon. Gene Ontology annotation, molecular function: transferase activity. NCBI's taxonomy places the organism in Eukaryota, Viridiplantae, Streptophyta, Magnoliopsida, Rosales, Cannabaceae.